Solanum pennellii is the source of this 693-nucleotide messenger RNA. RefSeq names its product cellulose synthase-like protein G1. The transcript has 2 exons. Gene Ontology annotation, biological process: plant-type primary cell wall biogenesis; cellulose biosynthetic process. Gene Ontology annotation, molecular function: mannan synthase activity; cellulose synthase (UDP-forming) activity. The record is from RefSeq and is a predicted model, not a curated record. NCBI's taxonomy places the organism in Eukaryota, Viridiplantae, Streptophyta, Magnoliopsida, Solanales, Solanaceae. The coding region runs from base 1 to 693 and encodes 230 amino acids. Gene Ontology annotation, cellular component: plasma membrane; trans-Golgi network.
AUGAAAGAUGCUUUGGUCCAACUCAUGAAGUGGGCUUCUGGGCUAGUACAAGUUGGGCUUUCAAAAUACAGCCCAUUUACUUAUGGGCUCAUGUCAAAAAUGCCUUUAGUCCAAAAUAUGUGUUAUGGAUACUUCAUGUUCUCACAUUUCCUCUCCAUUCCUUGCUUCCUUUAUGGCAUUGUUCCACCUUUGUGCUUCUUGAGUGGCACUCCAGUGUUUCCCAAGGUGACAAGCCCAUGGUUUGCACUAUUCACAACCAUAUUCUUAUCAUCUCUAGCUCAACAUUUACAUGAAGUCAUGUCUAGUGGUGGCAACUUAAGAACAUGGUGGAAUGAACAAAGAAUUUGGAUAAUAAAAACAGUCACAGCUUGCUUAUUUGGAUGCUUAGAUGUUUUGAUGAAGUGUUUAGGUGUUGCAAAGGCAAAUUUCAGGUUAACAAACAAAGCUAUAGAUGAAGAGAAAUUAAGGAAAUAUGAAAAGGGUAAAUUUGAUUUCCAAGGUGCUAAGUUAUUUAUGGUUCCUUUGACAUUUUUAGUGGUGUUUAAUGUGAUAUGUUUCAUAUUUGGAAUGAAAAGAUUGGUCUUAGAGAGGAACUUUGAGGAGAUGUUUGGACAAGGUUUCCUUUCUUUUUAUGUUUUAGUUCUUAGUUAUCCUAUAUUAGAGGGUUUAGUAGUAUCAAAGAAAGAAAAGUAA